Parnassius mnemosyne (clouded apollo) is the source of this 18147-nucleotide messenger RNA. NCBI's taxonomy places the organism in Eukaryota, Metazoa, Arthropoda, Insecta, Lepidoptera, Papilionidae. The record is from the annotation of a GenBank genome assembly.
AUGACUUCUACAAAUGAUGGAAAAAACGUGAAAAGUAAUCAAACAAGUGGCCCAAAAGGCAAAUCAUUUUACAUUGAACUUUAUAAGUCUCUAGAUGGCCGGCUGAGUGGGGAAGGGGAGUUGCACGAACGCGUGCAGCACCUCUGUGAAGCGUGGCGGCGCAUACAUGCCUUGUGCCAACACUCCGCCCACACCACACAUCCGCAUCUACUCAGCUGGCUGCAGAGGCACACCGCGCGGACUAUACUUCAGACUGAAUGGCAGUCACCAGAAAGCAAAAACGAACAUGUGAAAUUGAGCGAAGCAAUCGAAGCUUUCAUUGAGGAAACUCAGGAUGCGAUUGCAAGCAGAGAUGGCACCAAUCCAUUUUGGGAGAGUCAGCUGCUGCAGAGGGCCGAGUGGUUCAAGAAUGUGCUCUCGAAUCCUUGGGGACACCCGGUUCUCAGAGUACUCUUAGACCCUACAGGAGAAAAGCCAAGCGAUAAAGAGGUUAUAGAAUGGCUGAAGGAGGAGCGUGGUGUGAUAUUCGUGACGCGGUUGCGACAGCUGGCUUCGUCGAAGAAAUGCCUAGACUUGGCCUGCGCACUCGUCUCCGCAGUAAUGGACCGCGCAAGGGCUUCCGCUACCGUAGUAACGAACGCCGACGCACUCGACAAGAAAGCAAAAUUGGAGAAGAAAGAAGCAACAUUCGUCGAAAUAUUAAAAACUGAGGCGGGUUUUACGGUGGAUGUGUGGGAGCUUCUUACGGAUUUGGAGUUUGUACUGCUAUUCAAAGCAGAGAAUCGGGCGCGCUGCAUAGAGUUGGCAAAACAAGCACCACUCCGAAGUGGUUACCAGCUUGUAGAGAGGUUGCACAGUCGCCUCGAAAUGUCACCGCGGGAAAAGAAGCUUUGGAAAAAUGCUAAGGAAGUUGCUACACUCGUUGCCCAGGUAAUAAUAGCGCGGUGCAUGGUGGUGCCUGUGUGCGGUGGCGGCGCGCGCACGGCGUUGUACUGCUGCGCGCGGUCGCUGGCGCGCCUGCUGCCCGCCGCGCGCCUGCCCGCCGCCGCCGGCGCGCUGGCCGCGCCCGCCGCCACCGCGCGCCACCUGCACACGCUCGCCGCCGCCGUCGACGCACAGUGUAAAGACGAAAUGAAGCCUUUCGUUUGUGAGCUUUACGUGCGCGCGAUUACGACUGGUAUGAACGAGUUGGAGAGACUCAAACUGAAAACUGAAAAGGAGGCAGAAGCUCGUGCAAUGGAGCAGACCCUAAGCUCAUGGUUCACGCAACUGGGGUCGCUGCUGUCGAAAAGCGUUCGGUUGAACUACGAGUGUGCUCUUACUGCAUUCUCAGUUCAUCCAACGUCGGUGAUGUACGAGCGAAUAGUUUCUGCGCCUACACUGCCCUCUGUAGCCGCUACCACGGAAAUACAAGAAUCUGCAUCAGAAGCUAAUCCGGAGUUUGGUAGUUGGGCGACAGACAGUUGUACUAAGACAAACUUUGUGAAAACAUCUGAAACAUUGAACAUCAAGCAAAUACAGCAUAAUGCAAAUGUGCUGUCAACUGCAGUCCUUUCCGAAGGAGAAGCUUUAGGCCUUGGUGCAGAGCUUUGUCAAGAUUUAGCUGUCUUGCUCUCUGGACCAAGACAUAAAACACUUUCAUGGGAUAUAGACAGAGUUGUCUUAUUGGAAAACUGUAGAACAUACAUGGAGCGCACACAUGGCGGUACUCGCGCUUUAACGACAGAACUCAAGUACCUGAAUCUCGAUCCUAGCUCCUUCAUGCAUUUACCAGAAGAACAGGAAGAUGAAGACAACAUUUAUUAUGGGAUUGAAAAAGGUUAUGAACACUUAGUAGAAUAUCAAGAGGUUGAAAACAUAUGGCAUGAUGCAUUUAUAGACCCUGAUAUGACCGAAAGUGCAAAUUCAAGUAGUAUGUUCGAUAUACCCGUGUUGCAACGGAGAAAGAAAUAUUCCAAACGUGUUCAACAUUAUUCUGAUGAAGAUUCCGAUCCACUAAGCAUAAUUGCAGAAGAAAGAAGACAUGAAAAGAAAAAAGAGAGACCACACAGUAAAGAAAGAAGUAAAGAAAAAAUAAAAUCUAAGACAAAGGAACCGGGUCCAGAUAAAGAUGGUAACAGUGAACGAAAUAAAGUUAAAUCCGAAAGAAAAGAACAGAAAAAGGAAAGAAAAGAACGCAAGAAAAGAGACAAACUUAACAUCAGUCACAUGUCAGAACCAAGAGUUGGCUCUCUUUCAAGGUUAGUAGGUAUGAAAGUGGAAAGGGUAGAAAAUGUACAUCCAAAAAUAGAAAAACAAACAAGCUGUGAUAGUAUUGAUUAUUCCAGUCAAAGAAAAUUGUCUGUAACGUCAUUCAAUUCGGAUGGUAGUGAAAAUAACGUGGUAUUUGAUGGAUUGUACUCAAUGGAUGAAAUUAAAUCUCCAGAAAAAGGUAUUCAAAUUACUGAAUCCCUCAGUAAAACCCCACUUCACAAUUGCAAUGAUUUAGCAAGUGUAAAAGAUGUAUCAGUAAGUAAUAAUCAUGUGUUAGAUAUGGAUAUAGCCAAUAUUCAAAGCAGUGCAAAUUCCUUAAUGGGAAAUCCAAAAACAAACAUCACUCAAACUGUAACUGAUAAUAAUUGUAUUAAUGAUGCAGACGGCAAGGAUAAAGACACUAACCAAGUAAAGGAAGACGUCAAACAGAGCAUUAAAAAGCUGAUUCAAUUCAGAAAGUUAAAAUCUUCCAAUAAUGAACAAAACGUCAAAAGGGAACACAACAUCCGUAAUGAAGUACAAAAUUUACAUUCUGAUAAAAACUAUGAAGUACUUCACCAAAACACUAGGCAAAAGGAAUUCAAAGAGGUAUGCCCUACACCAACUAAUGUAAAUUCAUCAUUGGAGGCAAAUUUAAAUAUACCUAAGAUUUACGUUAACAAAAAGCAGUCUGAACAGUUGAGUGUGUUAAAAAAUGAAGUUGGCAACCUAUUUGUCAAAAAUAAUAAGUCUAUAACUUCUACUCCACCUCACCCCGAUGCAAGGAGUUGUGUUGGAAAAAUUGUUGCUGGUUUGGCACAAUACACAAAGUCAACAUCAAUGAAGAAAUUGAAAACGGAUGAUAUUAAAACACUACCUGUUUUACAAUCUGAAAGUCAAAAUAUAAAUGUUACAAGUAGCAAUAAUAUAGCUUUAGGUCAUAGUAAACGCUUUGGCGAAACACGGAUUUUAGUUAAAAAUAUGCCAUGUAACAAUUCAGCAAAUUCAAGAAUAACAAACCAAAAUAAAUUUAAAGAUUUCCUUAAAGAAUUGCAAGAAACAAUAAAUGCUGGCGCAAUCAAAGAUAAAUCAGAAGCAAUACUUAAGUUAAAUGAAACUUCUGUCACUAUAAAAAAUUCAAAAUCUCUUAAUAAAACAGUACCUAUUCAUUGUAAUACUUCAAAAAUGAAUUCCGCAGUUGUGACCCAAUGUGCCAAAUCCUUGUCACAACAAAAGAAGGUUGAAAAUGCACCUAAUACUUUUGCUCGACUAAGUUAUAUGCACAAAAGCAAACAGAGUGAUGUAAGACCUAAACCAGCUGUAUGCCAGGCCAAGCAGAUUCAUCAACAAAAGCAAACAGCGUCUGAAAUAGAUCAACAAAUAGUUGACUUCAAACUAAAUAAGUUUAAAUACCUGCAGGGUAAAGGUGUAACUAUUUCUAGAGUUGGAAACCCUAUUAAAAGCAACAACCCCGAAGAUGCUCAAGAUGUACGAAAAGAAAAGUCAAGUUCAAAUUUUACCGACGGGCAUCCAGUUUUGUCUAAAAUUUUACAAGUAAAGGAAAAAAAUGCUAGUAAAUCUAAAUUAGACGUCACUAAAGAACUUAUUAGAGACAUCCACAAUAGUCGACCACAAGUUAUAACAACUGAAACUUCGAAGUCUUCACUAUUAGCAGAAAAGGAUCAAGAUGAUCUAUUACUUCUUUUACGACAGAAAAAUUGGCUAAAUGCACCAAGAUCAACAACGAAACCUGAACUUAAAUUUAACCCUACACCACAGGCCAUGAUAGAAAUUAAUAACACCUUUCAAAAUUUUGUUCCAAAUUCGAAAUCUUCUGAUUUGUCAUCAGUUAAAAACAUGAAAUUAAGUGAAUGCGAAAUUAACAGGGACAAAUUUUUAAAAACUCUGACUUCAACUACUGAAAAUGAUCAAACAAAACCAUCUGUUAUUAAAACUCAAACAUCAAGAACAUUAAUACAUUCUUCAUCACAAUCAUCAUACGACAUUACAACUACAGGCAGUAUUUCACAUAAUACUCUAUUACUUGACGCAAAAUGCCAUAACAAAGAAUCACAAGUAAAAAAGAGAACCACACCAAGGAUUUCUUCUGGAAAUAAUACUACAAAACAAGAUUGGGAAAGUGUGAUGGAUGCUAUUUUAAAACACAAAACUCCAAGCCGAGGUCCAAACGCCCUUGACAUUGCUUUAAAUAAAGAUUCCUUUGAAAAACGGUUAAAAGAAAGUAAUCAGCUCAAUCAGAAAAUUGUAUGCGACAGUUAUGACAAAAAAGAUUUAGACAAAGUUGUUGGAAACGAUUUUGAAUUAAAACAUGAAAACAUUGUUCAAGUAUCAAAACUUCAACAACCCAAAACGAACCGCAAUCCUCAUUUAAAGUCAGUAAAUAUCGAUCUUCCAAAAAGGUUAAACAAAAAUGUUAUUAGCAAAGCAAAUAUACAUCAUAAUCCUGGGUUGUUAGCACCUGUUUUAUCAAAGAAGGAUACUUCUUUUGAAGUUCUUAAAAACCACGACCCUUUUAUAUCAGGAAUACCAAAUUCUGAUUAUGAUCUCUUAGAAGAACUGAUGGAUGAUGAUUUACGUAAAGAAAUUGGCGAGUUGUUAUCAGAAGAUGACACCUAUCAAUCUGUAGCAUUAAGUGUUAAAAAAGACAACAAACACUCUCUUGCGAUAAAAAGUGAGCCUAAAACAAUAGCUCAAUUUCGUAAAGAAUUGAGAGUCCAGGAAUUUCAAGAACAAUCCCCUGUUUUAACAUGUGAUAAUAGCCCUGCCAAAUCUACCAAAGAUGUAGGAAAACCGAUCGAUACUAUAUCUGUAAAGUCAGCGCCAAAGCUGUCGUGUACCUCAACUUCAAACAAUGAUCCACAUCUAAAAUCUCAAGACACGGUUAACUGUGAACUUAUUAAGAAAACACCUUCACAUACUUCAGUCAUUAAACCUCUCAAAAAGAUAAUUUACCAGCCAGCCCAACAACAAAAUAUUUCACAAAACAAUAAUGUUGCUCCUUGUAAUGAAAUAAUAACAUCAAAAGAUUUAAACAUUCUAAAAAUAACGAAGCCAAUUGCUGUAAAUAAUAAUAGUGAGAGUUUUCGGAUACCUAGUUCUAAUAAUAUUUUGAUCAACAGCCAAAAUAGCCAUGAAGAUUCAAAGAAUGUGAUUAUCACUACAGUACCUCAAAGAACAACAUUACAAAAUGUAGUGCUUAUUGGUUCAGAAAUUGUUUACGAUCCAUAUCCUGCUAUACAAAUACAAGGAUCUUCAAAUACAAAUGUAUGUAAUAUUAACCAAAAUACUUAUGUUGCUGUAAAUACGAUGUCAAACAUAGCUUUGCUACAUACGACUCAGUUUGCAGCUCCUGUCGUUACACCUGUUAUCAUUGGCAAUGCUGUUACUUUGUCUGCACCCAAUGAUGAGGCGCAACAGUCUCUGAACACGAAAUAUCUCCCACUAAGUUUAAGAAAUCACAGUGAAUCUUUAUCAUCUGGUUCUAUUAUGGAACGUCAGAAGACAAAAAACGAUUAUACCAAAAGCAAUUUUGAAAAGGUAGUAAAGGAAAAUUUAUUUAAUGAUCAAAAAAAUUAUGAAAAUAAAAUGGACGCAAACACAAAUAAAAAUAAUGAACGAAAAAUUUUGUCACAAGUGCAAGCUAAUCAAAAAUUAUCGCCUGAAAAGACUGAUAGUCGAUUUUCAACAAAAUUGGGCAAUUUAACUGAUCUUAAUGAAAAGGUUGAAGUGUCCAAGGAACACGAAAGACUGAAAGAAAAACGUUUGGCUAUAAUAAGUCGAAAAGUAAGUCAUCAUACUAAUAUUUUACCAAUACCGUUACCCUACACUCCUUUAAAUGAAACGAAACCAGAAUAUGGUGUUCUCGAUGCACAUUGUAAAGGAAAUGCAAAGCAAAUAAUCACAGAAGGUGAAACUACUUCGCGUUCUAUUAUCGUUGAAUUGCUUAAAAAUGAUAAUCUUUCUAAUGCCGGUAAUGCAAAUAUGCAAUUGAAAGAAAGAGAAAAUUCUGAAGAAGAUGUCUCUUUAAAUGAUCUAACAAAAUUGCAAGUACCAGAAAAUUAUAAAGAGAAUGACAAUACUCUAAAGUUACCAUGUCGUCGCAUAAUGUUAAGAUCUUCAAAAAACGUCAAAGAUAAAAUAACGAUUAUUCAUAAAAAAGCAAAAAUCCAUAAAUUAAAAAAAGCAAAGCGACAAGUAAAAUGUGUAUCAUCAAUUUUAGAGAAGGAAAAGACAUCUAAAGAAGAUAUAAAAAUAAUCAAAGUUGAAUCUUCAAAUGAGGAUUGUAUACAUUUUUCGAAUCAAAAUAAUGUUAAAGAAAACACAAGGAAUAAGGAAAUCGUUAAAAGAAAAAGUAAAGAAUAUGAGUGUAAUGUUUUAGCGAGCCCAAAGUUGCCAAUUAAAACUGAAUUUUUCGAUGUAGAAGAUCAGUUGGUUGGAUCAGUCAUACAUAAAAUAAGUAAAACAUUAAAGGAUCCUGAUGGAACACCACAUGAUACCACCAGUAUUAGUGAGAUGAAAAGUGAGAAUGAACAAAAAGGGAACGAAUCAAAUAAUAAUUUAGGUAAAGAUCUUAGAUCGGCUACACCCAAAGUAAAUAACACCAGAAUUGAUGAAAAGAAAAGUGAGAAUGAAGAAAAAAGAAAAAAACCAAAGAAUAAUCUAGAUAAAGCACUUAAAGUAGUUAAACCUAAAAUAAAUUUGAGGAAUUGUGAUGGUUUACCUCAUAAUACCAAAAGUGUUGUAUGUGACAUGAAAAGUGCACAAGAAGGAAAAGAAUCAUACAGUAAUAACACUGUUGGUUUAAUUAUACCUAUAAUAAAAGAAACAUCAAGGGAUUCCGAUAUAUUUUCUCAUGAUAACACAAAAAUUGUUGCGAAGAAAAGUGAAUUUGUACGAAAAGGAAAAGAACCAAAAAAGUUAAAAAGUAAAACUCUUGAAUCAGUUAUACCAAAAGUAAAUAGAUCAUUAAGGGGUUCAGUUGGAUCACCUUAUUGUAAAACUGGGAUUAUAGGAAUGAAAAGGAAGAAACAAAACGAAACGGAAAUAAAGAAUAAUAUAGGCAAAGCUGAAAAUCUUUUAGGGAAAUCCCUCGACCGAAAACAUAUGGAAGUUAAUGAUACAAACUUAGUGCAAAAAAUUGAGAGAAACAAAACAUGCCUUAAAUCUGAUACAACAGCUUCAAGCUCUGAAAGUUACUCUUAUGUUAUUAAAAAUGACAAAGAUGUUAAAAUAGUAGAUUGUAAAAUAAGUAAUUCGGGAGAAAAUAAUAGAGGCAUGAAUCAAAUAAAUAGUCAAGAUAAUUUUAAUGCUUCCAUUAAAAAUGUAUUACUUACGAAUGAGAUGCCGAAUAAUUUAGCGCAAAAAAGUGAUCUAUCUAAGGAUUGCCAGAAUGAUAUUUCAAAAAAAUUAAAUAAGAGAUAUAAUUUACAAGAAUUGAAAGAUCUGGAUCAGGUGCAAUUUGAAGAGAUUAUUACUACACAUGAAAAUGAACCACACAAAAAAAUUUUUCGUGUACGGUUACCCAAUGGUAAAAAAUUUAAAGCUACGAUAACCGGAAAAAAUAAUUUUGACCUUAAGAAUAUAUUGAAACAUCCGGAAUUAAAAUCAAUAUUACUCAAAAAUUAUUUGAAAUCGAACAGAUGCACUCUGAAUAUUAAAAAGAAAGCUUCAAAAAUGACAUUUAAAACUAAAGUAAAUACACACGAAACCAACAGGGCUAAAAGUGUAAAAGAAAUGGAAACUGUUAGCUUGAUUAGUGAUGAUGAAGGUGAAGGUCCUACUCAGCACCUAGAAACAGAAUAUGGCAACUUUUUAAUUGCCCCUCUUGAUAGAAAUACAUUUUCAAAACAUCAAAAGAAGUUAUCCGAAAAAUGUUCGGUGCUUCUAAAAAGAUAUAGCAUUGAGAAGUUUGAUGCGUUAGAGAGUAAUUGCAAAGUUCCGGAAACCUGUAGCUAUUCAGAAGAAAGAAAUCAUUUUUUAUUGCCGAAUAGCUUCAAAAGUGAUGAUAUAAAUAAUAAAGUACCAAAUGCCCAAAAUAUUACUCUUUCUUUAUCUUGCAAAAGUGUCGCGGAAGUUGUAGAGGAAUCUUCUGGUAUAGUAGAUAAAACUUCUAUGAAUUUACCACUCGAGGAGAUUAUUAUCGAACAUCGUUUAAAUGAAACUGAUAGUGUACUAUCAAAGAAUGACCGCACAAAUGACCAAACUAAGCGGGAAGUAUUUAUAACCAACGAGCUUGAAUUAAAUAAAAGCGUAGAAGAUAUGGAGCUAACACAUUUAAAAGAUGUUCUUAACCCUGUCAAAUUAUUAAAUGACUCUGCGAAUAACUAUGAAUGCUCUUUGAAAAUAACCAGAUGUGAUAAUUUAGUUAAAAAGUUAAAAAACAUCAAUACGGAAUGUUUCGUAGAACUUAUUAGAUGUGAUGAUAUAUUAAAGGAAUACCCUAAAAAGAAAACAUCUUAUUAUGUAGAAAGUACUGACGAUGAUUGUAUAAAAUAUGGACAAGAUAUUAAAGAAAACACGGAUACGGGCGAUGUUUUCAAUUCAGAUCCAACGAAACAAAUUGAAAAUAAUUUUGUGUCUGAGUCAAAAUUGGUACGGAGUGGAUCGUUUUCUAUUUUAGAUGAUUUUUCAAGGUACAUCGAAAAUACGGAUCAUCUUAACGCAGAGCCAGCUAUUAAGGAGUUAACCGUCAAUUACAUAGAGAAUGAAAACAAUUUUCAUAAAAGCGUACCAGUAGCUUUUCAAUGUGAUGCAGAUUGGUUCAUGACAAAAAAACGACUAUUAUAUGCAUACGCAAUGAAAUAUUCAACCGAAUUUUCAGACUCUGAUCAAGAUUUACAUCAUUUAAAAAUUGAAAAUUUUGAUGAUGCUUCAACGGAUUUUGAAAGUGAUACUGAGUGUUUUGUGGAUGAUAUUUGUGACUUAUUCGCCAACCAACAAUUUGAAUUCGAUAAAAGUUUACCAGCGGUUUUGAAAUGUGAUGCAGAAUGGCUUGUAACAAAACGACAAAUAUGCUUACAUGAUGUCAAACAUUCGAAUUUGCAUACCGAAAAUAAUGUUGAUAUUUCUAUGGAUUUGGAAAGUGACAAUGAAUGUUCUGUUGUAGACAUUUGUGAGUUAUCUUUGAACGAUAUUCGGAAUACCGAAUUAAAUAAAAGUUUACCAGUUGUUUUGAAAUGUGAUUCAGAAUGGCUUGCGACAAAACGACAUUUGAUUUUACAUGCUGUAAAAUAUUCUUAUGAAUGUAUAAACACAGAUCAAGAUUUGCGGCAUUCGUGUUGUGAUGUUUCCACGAAUUUUGAAAGUGAUACUGAAUAUUCUCGAGUAGAUAUGAGUGAGUUAUCCGAAAACGAAAUUCAGGAUGAAUUUGAGCAGAAUAAAAGUUUAUCAGUGGUUAUUAAAUGUAAUGCAGAAUGGCUUGCGACAAAACGACAUAUGGUUUUACACGUUAAAUAUGCUGAUAAAUGUUUUAAUACACAUCAAGAUUUGCGGAAUUUGCAGACUGAAAAUAAUCGUGACAUUUCUACGAAUAUUAAAAGUGAUACUAAAUACUCUGUAGUAGACUUGAGUGAGUUAUCCACAAACCAAAUUGAAAAUAAAAACGAAGUCAAUAUAAGCUUACCAUUGGUCUUAAAAUGUAAUGCGGAUUGGCUUGCAACAAAGCGGCAAUUAACUUUGCACGCUGGUAAAUAUUCGGCUACAAGUUCUUACCCUGAUCAAUACGUGCGGCAUUUGCAUAGUGAUACUAAAUGUUUUGUAGUAGACAGUUGCAAAAUAAACCAAGAUAAUAAUGUUUGUAAAUCUGAUAGUAUGGGAAAUAUAGAAGUUAUGAGCUUAAGAAAAUGUAUGGUAAAAUUUUUCGAAAAUAAUACAGUGCUCGAUAUUUUAAAACCCAAUCCACAAAACAAUAAGACAGUUACACAACGCAAAUUUCAUUUUCUUAAGAGAAAACUAUCACCUAAUGAAAAUACAGCUUCAAUGAAUAAAAUCUCAAAAGCUUAUUGUAUAGAACCUGUACAGGAAUCAAGUUUAGUAACUAAAUUACCAGAAUACAAACCAAAAGUUGAUACUAAGGAUAAGGUCACAACCAUAAGUUCACAAAUGGGCCCCAUAAAUCCUAAAGCUACAACAAUUUAUGUAAUUGAUGCAAGCAAUAAGAAUGAAGUAGGUGACAAUGAUAAAUAUGUGUUACAUAACCCAAAAGAAACAAGUUUUACAGAUAACGCCAAGGUUGAGGAAGUGCUUAAUGAUUUAAACGAUAAGGAUGUGUGUGAUGACUCUAUAGAUAAGCUUAUGAUAGGUGUUGAGAAUAAUAAGAAUGUAUCAGCUUUAAAUAGUGAAAGAAGUAAUGUAAAAAGCUUAGGCUGUAAAAUAAUUUUUGAUACAAAUGGUCCAUUGUCAACAACAACUACUUAUCAGCAAAAUAUGAAAUGUCAAGAAAAUUGUCAAAAUAGCUCAAACGAGCUUAUUGACACAUCAAAAGUAAGCAACAAAGAAGAUGUUUCUAUAAAGGGAAGCUAUAAAGUACUUGAUAUUAAUUCAACAAAUACAAAUUGUAUUAUUGGCGAGUGUAUGCAUGAAAAAGUUCUUAGAAAAGCUUGUCAUUCCCAUGUCGAAGACAACAACGUUUCUGCUAAUUAUACUGAAAAGCUUAUUCACGUUGCUGAAACCUCGAAAAUGGUGAAAGAAUCUUUAAUAAAUAGCAAUGAAAUAAAACAAAGACUGAAUAAAUUUUCUAAUAUAGAUACCCAGCAAAACACAACUUCUUCCAAUAAUGUCACUGAUUCAUUAACAGACACAAUGAUAGCUGAAAAUAAACAAUAUAACAAGAAAAAAGAAAGUAUUAGCAGACUUACACAUAAAUGUAAUGAACUAAGCAUUAACUUACAAGAAGACAUAGCUUUAUCUAAGGAACUGAAAACUUUAGAUAAAAUUGUAUAUGAUGCAAAUUCAGUAUCUCCUCAUCAAUGUAAAGAACAACGAGAGAAAAUCUUUCAAGACCUAAGCUGUAAUAACAGAUGCUCUGAAUCUGUAGAUGAUGAUUUUAUAUAUCAUAACAGAACUUUGAAAAUAAAUGAAAGUGUUAAUGGUAUAUCGAAACAAAGUGUGGUAGAGGAAAAUAUUUCUUUCGCAUAUAAGACAGAAAUUUCACAACUUUGCCAAAAUAAAACCACACAUGUAGAAACGCACCAUGACUAUGAAGUUAAAAACGAGCGUAAUAUUAUUAUAAAAGGAGAAGUAGUAGACGAAUGUAACCUAAAUAACCUCUAUGAUAUUUCUACAUAUGAAAACAAUAGCCUGAUUAAGAUAAAAGAUGAAUCUUUAAUUCAAAAUGAUUCCUCUAAUGUUGGAAAAAACGACGUUUCGCGUAAUGUAACUCUUGUUUAUAACGGUGAAUCAGGAGCUGUGUUAGAAAGUAUAGAAUAUAAAGACCCCAUAGCUGGAACUUGUUAUAUUAUGUAUCCCUUGGAAACAAAUACCGUGUUUUCUGAUGAGGUCUCCGAUGAUGAUUGUAUAUUAAAAGAAAAACAAGAAGGAACACAAAGUAUCAAUAAUGAAGCUAACGAAACGCUAACCUCUACUUCUAUAAUUAACAUUGAGACAAUGUAUGACGAAAACUUUUCUGUUUUAGUACCUAAAAUAACAUAUUCAAAAAAGGAUAAAUUAAAUAAAAGUACACGUCGCAAUAUAGAAAAAGUAAGUAAAAGAGGUAUUAAACGCAAAAGUGAUUGUUUGGAUUGUAAAAUGAAUGAAAAACGAUACAGAAAAAGUAAGAUUGAUUACACAAAAACUAGUGUUUCAAAAAAUGAUAUAACAUAUUGUAAAGAAUACAAACGCCUCUUCGAUUACUAUAGUUCCUUAAAAUUUUCUUACUCUAGACCAUUUCAGAAAGAAUAUAUAGAUGUUAGUAGAAUGUUCAAAGCCUGGCCUAUAAUACAAGAAUCGCAUCAUGUACCACCUGAUUCAGAGAUUGAUGAUAUUUUUGGCGAUAGUGCUGAACAGAUUUGUUAUCCUGAUCCUAUGAAACAAACAUUAGCAGAAGAAUUAUCCACAGAAUAUCCUGAGACCUAUUUACAAUCAAAUGAUAUGAAUGAAACAAAUUUCAAUAUGGGUUUUGGUGAGGAGUCCGGCAGAGUCAAACAAAAGAUAGAAAAGAGGGACGAUUGUCUAAAAUUUUCGGCUGCAACUCUGUCGGACGUAAAGCAUUCUCAGCCGUUUUUACUAUCCGAAAAUUACGAGGAUUGUAAAAACAAUUCUGAAGUUUCAAAUAUCUCUGAAUCAACAACAAAAGAUCAAAAAGAGAAACUAAAACAUUAUAUCACCUACAUUCAGUUACGAGAUAAAGUUCGUUCAUAUUUUAAGAAAACGUCUAUUGAAUUAAGCUAUAACUGGAUUAAAGAUAACAUUAAAGACAAAGAUUUUAAAUGGAAAUGUGACGGAGACAAUGAUUUUACAAAUUAUCCCUUUGACUUUUUGGUACCAGAUUUUAUUGAACCCCCGCCUUUACAAUCUAUUGUGCAAGUGGUUCAAGUUGGUCAGCUAGCAGUAAGUGCAGCUGUACAAAACCCCGUUAGUUGUGAUCCACGUGUAACUCAGGUUUCAGAUGCAAGUCCUUCGCAGUGUUCUGUAGAAAAUAGUCCGCAGGACGAUUCGCAAUCAGCUAUUAAAACCGAGUAUACAGAACUUACAACUGCUGAUAUUACUCUUCCACUUGUUGCUGAAUAUGAACAACAUGAUGAAAACAUUGCAGUAGAAUCGCACGAAUCUACUAACAUACCAAUAAACGAAGAUAAUUUACAACCGGAAAAAGAGUUUAUAUCCAACACUAAAAUUGAAUCAAAGGAGGCCGCUUGUGAUAUUGAAGUAGAUAAAAACCUAAACCUUGAAAAUAAAGAAUUGCAAGCGAUAGGGAACAAACACGUAAAUGAUUCUGAUUAUCAAUUGGAAACAAAUAAUACUAGAUCACUUGAAUCAGAUUCACAACCGACGUUGUUAUUCGAGUCAACCAACAGACAAAAUUCUACAUCAGAGAAAACGGAUCAAAUAGCGCAUGCUAUGAAUGCCGCAGGUAUUACAACAACUGCGGAGACAAAUUCGAGAGCACAUGCAUUAGUUAACAUUUUAUCGCAAAAAAUCCAUCAAAGUGCUGUUACAACUACUCAAAGUUCCAUUAGCAAUUUUUCUAAAACAACAUCGAUUAAUGCUGUAGCCUUACAGCAGGCAUUAUCUCAAAUUCUUCCCCCGCCUUUAAAUCAAACGAAUAGUUCUGAUAAUAAUCAACAAGCUCAUAAUGCGACAGUUACGCCUCAAGUUUUACAUAUUGUCCAAGGCAAAAACGCUACGGGAAAUCAAAUUACUUUGGUUGACAAUACUCAGCCAUCUGUUAUAAAUACACCAAAUGCUACGCCUGUGUUGCAUAUUGUACAAAACAAAAGCUCGACUGCAGGUGCGAAUUCUAACGGAACACCAGUGCAACAUACAAAUUCUUUUGGUGGACUUUCUUUAGUAGAUGCUGGAUUGCAGCAAGGUGGCAAUCAACUUCUUCAUAUUGUUAAUACUGGUAAUCAGAAGAACAAUAAUACAACAAGUCAACUUCUCAAACGAGUUAAUCUACUUACAAAUCUUACAAAUGUUCAAGGAUCAAACGAACAAAAAAUGGUACAAUUCGUAUGUAAAUCCGCUGAUGGAAAAGCGAUACAAUUAAACGCACCUCAUCAGAGAGGUAUGGUUUUAAGAUUGCAGCCUAUUGAAUCCACAAAUGUACAAACCACCCCGACAAAGGCGGACGAUCUUAGUCCUACAACCAAUACCACAAAUAUUGUGUCCGCUAAAGAAACUACCACUAUUCAACAAGAAAUUAAAUCUAGAUCUGUUUACGAAGAAAACUAUGCAAAAUUUAUUCAAAAUACGUCUAAUAAACAAUGCAGUCCUGAAAAAUCUACAAGUCUUCCAAAAUUUAAUCAAGCCUUUGGCAAGCCAGUAUUUCAAGAUGAAAGAAAUCAAAAACAGAAUGAAAUAAGCAAUAAUAAUUCACAUUUAUCAUCAGUGAACUCCAGUGCUGAUAAUCCCGAGUCAGAAACAUCCGAUAACGCUAUUACCCUGGAUCAUAUUGGACAAAUAAGUAGCCCUCCAUUGUUAUUACGAAAGUCACCUCAAACUUCGCAAGCACAACCUAAUCUAGUUCAACAGAUUAAACAGACUAUUACUCCUAUGAACAUUCAAACAAUGCACGGUGGUGUUAUUUAUACGAGACAAAUACCUGUAAAUAUUGGUGGCGGACAAACUAUAAAUUUAAUAACGGUACCUAGUACCGACCUAAUCGAUGAUUCAAAUCAAAAACAAUCUGACGUCAAAUUUGUAAAUCAGACUGACAUUGAACCUUCAAUAAUAAAGAUAGUACCUCAAAAUCAAACAACUUCUAACGCUGAUGUCUCAUGUGAAGAAGGUAAUAAUAAUAGUAGUGGUGGCAUUUCAAACGACAAUGGUCAAAACACACAACCACAACCCCAACCAGUUUUGACGCAGAUGCGAAUUAAAUUGCCAAUGUUAAGUAAAACACCACAAAUGGUUUCUGGUGCAAGAGUUGUUAGACCCUCCUUUUUUCAAAUCCAAAGGAAUGUCAUAGGCGGAGCUAAUCAACCCGUUUACCAGCAGUUGGUGCUUACUGCCGCACCGCCACUUGGACAGCAAACGAUCAGGUUACCACAAUCACAACUUAACAGACAAAUAAAAGUUCCUUCGGAAACUCAAUCGUCAUCGGAAUCUCAAAUGAGCUCAUCGACUCUCGAACAACUAAGGGAAUUCGACAUGGUACUUGAGCAAGUCAAGGAAAGAAGUACUGUGCAACCAAAUUCUAAUGGAAAUGGCCCUUUUUCAAAACUCCAUACUUCACCAAGUGAUACCACUGAUGGUACUACCGGGCCGCCGUCAACAGAGCCUACGCAAGUUCUUUACUCAAUUGGAACUAACCAACAUUUUAAUGUAGCAUACGUUAAUAGAAAACCUACAGUUACCACCACACCUGCAACAUCAACAUUUGUGCGAUCUCCAGAUUCAUCAACUAUUACUGAGUCUCCUUCUUCAUCCUCGCAUGCCCAGAUUUCACAAACAACUACUACAGUAACAUCUCUGAAUGGCACAUCUAUUAACCAGCAAAACCAACAUAAACCGGCGAAAAUUAGUUCCAAAUCGAAAUCAAGACCAAAAGCUUCUUCAAAUCCACCUAACACAUUAAAAUUAAACAAUAUUCCCCCAAAGACUUCUACACAGAAACCUCUAGAGGACGAACAAACGACACAAAGAAUUUUAUACAUAUUAGCUGAGUAUAAAGAACAAGUUGAGAAUUCACCAGAUAAGGAUAAACCAGCGCCUCGAAGACGGACUAACCCGCCUUCAAAUUCUUCGGGGUCUUCAAAGCGUAAGAAGAGCUCAAGUAGUUCACGGCGUCCAGGAGCACGUGAUAUGAGCCCUAUACAUGGAGAAGAAACCUGCCGUACGAUGGGAUCUGAAGACAGCAGUUGCGGAACGUCACAAGGAGAUUGUAAUGAGAGUUGCCUAGAAAGCCAUUCUCCCCAAGACAGUCCACAAAAAAUUGUUAGGAAACUGACGUUUGAAAAUGAAACACCAGCAACCCAGCCACGACCCCAACCACAAAGAAAUGUUAUCGUGGCAGAUGGGCAAACUAUCACUGUCGCCAGAGGAACAUCCGGCAAACCAACUACAGCUGUCCUAAUGCCAGCUAAUUAUAUUCUACCAGUUUCAAUGGUCAAAGGUGGUCAACAAAUCGCCAUAGUUACUAAUCGUGGUCCGAAACUUCUGACCGUUGGCGGUGGCGAAGGUGGAACAACUAAUGCUCUGUUAUUGCAACGUCUGAUUGGUCCUGCUGGAUUGAAGCCUGUUUUAGCUCGUCCUGGAGUACGUCACGUUCGUUUACCAACAGCAGCGUUGCACAAUCUUCAGGCAUUCAACCUAACAACUGCUACUACUAUCCAGGCGCCUGAUAGCACAGCCUCGCCUGCACCGGCUCCAACUCCAGAACUUGUUGAAACUAGAGCAACAACAUCUCCUUGGGCCGAAAAAGAGGCUCAAGACGUUAAGCCGGAACGUGGUUCGAGUCCUGAAGGAUCUGAACCGUGGAACCUUCCAUCAUCGGCUGACCCUCAUGACUACACAUAUGAAGAGACUGUUCGAGCCGACAGUAUUGAUCGUACAGUGCUUGACCCGAUCCCAGAUCGAUACAGUCCCGAUAUGGAGGCGCAAAGGAUAUUUGAUAAGAUGUUCGACGUAGACUCGAAAAAGUCGUAUAUCGUCGAUUCGCAAGACGAUUCGCCGCGUUGCGGUUAUGAUAUAGACGCGUCAGAUUGCGACGAUAAGGCCUACCAUCAGGUUGUGCAGAAAAAGGAUGGUACGUCGCAUCGGCAGCACCGCUUAACGCACGUAUCCGCAGCUGCUUUACGACACAAAUAUGCCAUACUGGAACAUGAACUUAGAUUACAGAAAUCUUUAUCAGAGGAAUGCGAAGACUUGGGCGUGGACUCGCCAUCCGCUUCUGAACUGUUCCCGGAGGCUGAACUACUGUUUGCCGGAUCUCCAGCUCAUGAUCAUACACACGACCAGAAUUCGCACCAUUCGCACACUCCUCAACCAACUAUACUCAGUCAAAGUAGCAUACCUCAGCCCGAUAUGGACGAUCAAAUCGCUACCGAUCAACUGCUGCCUCGUAACGACAUACAAGACGACCGUAACGAUUUGGACGUGAACCUGGGGCUCGAUGAUGUCGGAAUCGUAACCGUCAGCGAAGACGGCAUGCAGGCGACCAUCGCCUUGGAUCACGAAGAGUUUGCGAGGUCGCAUCCAAACACCACCUUCCAUAGUGAACCGACUGAUGAAGGAGAGGUGCAGCCCUUUACCAUAGCCGGUUUCAAAGGCCGUCACAUUACAUCGACAAUAUUCCACGCAAACAGAGCUCCAGCUACAGUUCUAAUGGCGGCCCCACAGACAACUGUCAUAUCUCAGGCAACACCUGACAAUCCUAAUAUUCAACAUAAUGUGAAGUUUUCACACAUUGAUAAUAUUAUCAACUCAGCACCAAGCACCCACGUGAAUAAUUUAAACCUCUCAUCGGUACUUGUCAAAGAUGUUGGCCUGACACGUUUUGACAGUAUCCUAACUGAUUCAAGAGAACUACACUUAUCCAAUACAGCAUCUGCCAUCGUUCACUCUGGAAACAACGCAACUCAAGUAAUCAGAAGGGUUUGCUAUGAUGACGAUAAACGGGACCCGAGGUUUCUAAUCGAUGAACCGGACACACUAAUAGCUGGAGAUGAUGCGAAAAUGAUUGCAGAAGACAGCUCGAGGGACGCUACUCUAGAAUCUAUAACUGGAGACGUUGACGACGACAGAUCCUCACCAGAACGCCAUGCGGAACUAUUUUGGGAGUCGAAUUCAGCCUCAGAGCGCUCUGAAAGUCGAAGACCGUUAGACUUUAGCAGUGAUAGUGACAAAUGCUGCAAGAGUCCAUCCUUCGAUGAAACAAACUCAACGGACUCAAGCGGAGUGGGCACACAUAUGAGACUCGACUCUGUAAUCAAAGAGGCGAGAGGCAAAGAGCGCAGUGGCAGUGCUGAUGGCUCAUCAGCGGAUGACACUCAUCCGCCGCUUCGCACGUAUCCAGCCAAGCGACUCUAUCACUCGCUCGAAGGUGAUAUGGGGCGAAGUUUAUCGGGAAAGACGCGGGCUGGGGAGAGAUCUCCGGACAGUUUAGAAGUCAGACGACGAGCGUCAGGCAGGGGCGUAGUCAAACGAGGCUGCCACUGCUGCAAUGGCUCCCCAGUCCCACCAAGACCUAAAAAACCACGACAAAGGAAACCAACAAUGGAUUUUUCUACCCACUAA